Molecule: messenger RNA, 608 nt
Organism: Prorocentrum cordatum
Lineage: Eukaryota; Dinophyceae; Prorocentrales; Prorocentraceae
Source: the annotation of a GenBank genome assembly
CCAGGCAGCUGGUGGACUCGCCAGACGGGAGCGUGGUGUCGCGGCCAUCGCCGUCCUCCUCCUCUCGGGCCCCUGCCGGCGGGGGGGACGGCGUCGUGGUGUUCCCAGAGCAGCUGGUCACCCAGAAGGUGGGAGACCUCGGCGAGUACGCCCAGUUUGUCUGCAAGAUCUGCAACCUGGUGGUGCGCUCUCCGCUGAUGCUGCCCUGUGCGCACAUGUUCUGUUCCACUUGUUUCAACCAGUGGGUGCAGCAGAAGAGACCGAACGUCUCCUGCCCCACCUGCGAGCAGGCGGUGAGAUCUCAGGAGGUCGUCCGCUUCGAGGGCACCAACGGGAGGGGUGGCGCCCUGGCGCUGCUACACCGGCUCUACUCCGGCAUGAAGGUCAAAUGCGCAUACAACCCAGAGCUCCUGGAGAGCAAGCCGCUGACAAGCGAGGCCGCUAGAGCGAAGGCGUCAGGCUUGAGAUGCGACUGGCGGGGGGCCAUGCACGACUACGCGACGCACUUGAAAGUGUGCAAGGUGCACGCCGAGGUUGCCGCUGCAGCCGCGGCGCCGGCCGGCGCCAGCAGCUCCCAGGACGCGGCCGCGCCGUCCCCGCCGCAGGCG